Molecule: messenger RNA, 414 nt
Organism: Acyrthosiphon pisum (pea aphid)
Lineage: Eukaryota; Metazoa; Arthropoda; Insecta; Hemiptera; Aphididae
Product: 52 kDa repressor of the inhibitor of the protein kinase-like
Exons: 2
Coding region: 1-414 (137 amino acids)
Molecular function (GO): protein dimerization activity
Source: RefSeq, a predicted model, not a curated record
AUGUCAACACUUGAAAAAGAUGAAUUUAUUAGUUUGAUAGAGUUUUAUAAUGAUGAUUUGGUAGAUAACAAUAAAGAUAUUUUGAUAUCUGAGUUAAAACUUUGGCAACGUAAAAUACUUGCAUUAGAUAAACAACCUAAAAAUGCUAUGGAUGCUUUAAUUAUCUGCAAUGACAUGUAUCCAAAUAUAUACAAAUUACUACAGAUAUUAGCAACACUACCUGUUUCAACAGCUUCAUCCGAAAGGUCUUUUUCGUCAUUGAAGAGAAUUAAAACGUACCUAAGGAAUACAAUGUCAGAGAAAAGAUUAAAUGGAUUGGCAAUGCUGUCUAUUAAUCGUUUAAUAUCAGUGGAUGCAAAGGAAGUGUUGGACGAAUUAUCUACAAGCAAACGACGGGUGGAUUUUAUUUUAUGA